Hemiscyllium ocellatum (epaulette shark) is the source of this 1989-nucleotide messenger RNA. Its product is annotated as sodium- and chloride-dependent neutral and basic amino acid transporter B(0+)-like. Bases 1 to 1989 code for a protein of 662 amino acids. The record is from RefSeq and is a predicted model, not a curated record. Gene Ontology annotation, biological process: sodium ion transmembrane transport. The transcript has 17 exons. Gene Ontology annotation, cellular component: membrane. Lineage: Eukaryota; Metazoa; Chordata; Chondrichthyes; Orectolobiformes; Hemiscylliidae. Gene Ontology annotation, molecular function: L-proline transmembrane transporter activity.
AUGGAGGAGCUGAACUUGGCAGCCCCUUCAGAAGCUUCUUUAAAUGACCUCACGUAUGCCAAUGAGUUAACGUACCUGCGAGUAUUAGCCUGUAAUCAAGGUCCAGCCAAUGGAACAGCUGCUAACACAAACCAGCCGAGCAGCCCUUUGAAGGUCACAGUGAAGAUUAUCAAAGAUCCACUCCUGGACUACGGUUUUAUGGUCUCAGAAGAUUCACCAGCUGCCACCAGUGAACGUGUGCGUGAAGGUGACGAGAAUGUGGAGCGAGGUAACUGGUCCUCGAAGAUUGACUACUUGCUCUCAGUGAUCGGUUCUGCUGUGGGUUUGGGCAAUGUAUGGAGAUUCCCGUACCUGGCCUACAGAAAUGGAGGAGGUGCUUUCCUUAUUCCCUACAUUCUGAUGCUGACAGUCACUGGGAUGCCAAUGUUUUUCCUGGAAACUUCCUUUGGGCAGUUUGCUAGCCUUGGACCGGAUGCAGUGUGGAAAGCUGUGCCCAUUUGGGAGGGUGUUGGAGUCACCAUGGUCCUUCUGAUCAUAAUUGCCAACAUUUCCUAUGCCUGCAUUAUUGGUUACAGUCUGUACUACCUGUUUGCUUCCUUCCAAUCACCCCUACCAUGGGCAGACUGCUUCAGUUGGUGGGGAGCAGAUGAAACAUGCAGCAGGACUCCCAAAGGUAUUUGCAAUCUUACUCUGGACGAUGGAUAUUUUGAAGUCAUUAAUACAACAUGGCUGCAGACGUAUAAUAACACUUGCCUAAUUGGAUCAGAAAUCUCCAUUCCUCACCAGGGUCCGAGUGAGCAAUACUGGGAUAAAGUAGAUUUACGCCGUUCCAGUUCAAUGGUUGAGACUGGGGAGGUAAUCUGGUAUUUAGCCCUCUGUCUGCUUCUUGCCUGGCUAAUAGUUGGGGCAGCAUUAUCAAAAGGAAUCAAAUCUUCAGGAAAGGUGGUUUAUUUCACUGCGACAUUCCCUUACGUGGUCCUGACCAUACUCCUGAUCCGAGGGGUUACCCUGGAGGGAGCUUCUAAAGGAAUUGAAUUCUACAUCGGAAGCCAGUCAGACUUCUCCAGACUGGCUGAUGCUGAGGUCUGGAAAGAUGCUGCGACUCAAAUUUUCUUUUCUAUCUCAGUGGGUUGGGGCACUUUAGUAGCAUUGUCGUCUUACAACAAGUUCCACAAUAACUGCUACAGAGAUACCAUCAUUGUCUGUGUUGUUAAUUGUGCUACGAGUGUGUUUGCUGGAUUUGUCAUCUUCUCCAUCCUGGGACACAUGGCUCACAUACAAGAUAAGCCCGUUUCAGAGGUUGCCCAGUCAGGUUUCGGUUUGGUCUUCAUUGCCUACCCAGAGGCCCUUGCACAGUUACCGUGGGCACCAUUAUGGUCUGUUUCAUUUUUCUUCAUGCUGCUCACUCUGGGAGUUGACACACAGUUUGCAGGUUUAGAAACAGUUAUGACAGCCCUGCAAGACCAGUUCCCUACAUUGGUCCAAUCAAAGCGCCUUCUUCUGACAGCUGGUGUUUGUUCAUUAUUUUAUCUGCUUGGCCUUCUAUGUGUGACACAGGCUGGGAUUUACUGGCUAAAUUUAAUGGAUCAUUACGUUACGGACUGGAUUCUCAUUAUAACAGCUCUCCUGCAACUCAUCGGUCUCAGCUGGAUCUAUGGGACAAACAGAUUCAUCAAGGACAUUGAGAUGAUGAUUGGGGAAAGGACUUGGCUCUUCUGGCUGUGGUGGAGAAUGUGUUGGAUUCUGAUCUCUCCGUGUUUGCUGGUGGCAGUCUUAAUCUGGUCCUUGACAACACUUUCCCCACUAAGAUAUGGAUCUGUUGAAUACCCUGUCUGGUCAGGAGCACUGGGCUGGUGUAUGACCAUCUUCUGUAUUAUGUGGAUCCCCAUCAUGGCUGUGGUGAGAGUUGUCCAAGCUGAGGACCCCACCUUGUGGCAGGUUAAACCACCAUCAAUCACCUCGCUCUCUGUUGAGAGAGCAGCCCUGUGA